Messenger RNA from Peronospora farinosa, 867 nucleotides. NCBI's taxonomy places the organism in Eukaryota, Oomycota, Peronosporomycetes, Peronosporales, Peronosporaceae. The record is from the annotation of a GenBank genome assembly.
AUGAAGCGAGCAAGUGAGGUCAGCAUUGAAUCAAUUGGCAAGAAACAAUGCACGAGAAGCAAUUCGUUCCCGUUCGACCACCAAGCCAUUGAAGCGUUCAUCCGCGAUGGAUUUGUACUGCUUUCAAAAGCCUUUUCAACAUCUACGGCUCAAAAGUGUCGGGAAGUGAUUUGGCAACGACUGGCUCAGGAUGGCAUUACAAAAGACUCGUCGACGUGGGUAGAGAGACACGGCAUACCAGAGCUCUAUACGGCGAAGGACGAUAUCGUGUGGAAAGACGUGAUAACUCCACGUCUCAAACAAGCAGUGGAUCAGCUCUGCGGCAUCAACAAGUGGAAAGACUUUGGCCUUGGAUGGUGGAUAAUCACAUUCCCGGGUCAGGCAGAGCCGCCGUGGGAAGCGGCCGGCAAGUGGCACGUGGAUGGUGCGACCUACCAGCAUCAUGUAGACAGUCAGGAAUCUGGGCUGCUGGCGAUUUUCCUCUUCUCCGAUAUCGGACCCGGUGAAGGAGGCACGGCGCUAUCUGUGGGAUCGCACAAGCGAAUUGCAAGGAUGCUGAAGAAAAAUGAGCCACGUGGGAUGAAAGGGGGUGCCGUGAGCUAUCAGGCCCGACAGUUUCAGCGCCGAGAGGUUGUAGAGGUGAAUGGCAAGGCCGGUGACGUGAUGCUAGUGCAUCCUUUCUUGCUGCAUGCUCGAAGCAAGAAUCUGGGACAAAAGGGAGUAGAGUCUGUGCGCAUCAUGUGCAACCCGAACGUGCAGCUGCACCGCAAGAUGAACUUGAACCGAGCGGAUGGAGACUUUAGCCCUGUAGAGCAGGCAGUGGUUGACGCAUUGCAGGAACAAGCAAUGGGUUGUGAGUACGAAUGA